Molecule: messenger RNA, 2082 nt
Organism: Zasmidium cellare ATCC 36951
Lineage: Eukaryota; Fungi; Ascomycota; Dothideomycetes; Mycosphaerellales; Mycosphaerellaceae
Exons: 2
Coding region: 1-2082 (693 amino acids)
Molecular function (GO): ATP binding; ATP hydrolysis activity
Source: RefSeq, a predicted model, not a curated record
AUGGCUAGGACCCUACAAACAGCCCGUAAGAGUACAGGCGGUCGCCCACCCGCCCGCGGCGCUCCUGUGGAUACCAAUGUGGUUGAUAUACCGGAUAUGGACGAGGCUACGGCUCAGAAGUUGCAGGAGAUCAAGGAGGGUUCCAUGCAAGCUCUCGUCAAGCACAUCGACCGCAAGCAUACCGAGAAGGGACAGGUCUACUUCACGGAGACUACCGAGGACGAAGACAUUCCCGAGCAGGUCAACUGGUGGAGCAAGUUCGCCAUGUGUCUGGUGCGAUACUUGGACAACAGCAACAAAUACGUACAGAAGAUUGCUCUGCAAAUCAACUCGAAGCAUCUCAAGGACAUCUUGCGUGAUACCAUUGGCACUUUCCCUGGAGUCUCAUUCCAGACCAAAGACAUCACCAUCGAUGCCCCGUACCGAGUCCUCUUUCACUACAAGAGCGAGUUGGAGGAAGCUGGCAAGAAGCUGGACCAAGACAGCGAAGCUAAGGCGCAUCUUGAUCUCCUGCUCGACUUCAUCUACCAAGAAUUCAAAGACACCAUCGAGGAGACAGAGAACCUUCUCGAGCAGGGCUUGAUCAGCUACCAACACUUGUGGACCAUCUUCCGCCCAAAGACGAUCAUUUACGCUCCUGUCUUUGGCCAAGCACGCUGCUUCGAACUCACCAGCUACGCCUACACCGAGGAUGGGCUGCAGAUCAACUCUGAAUAUGUCGACUUUGAUGGCGACGACUUUGGCAAGCGGAAUGCCGGCCGACUCGUGCCGGGCUUCGCUGGUGCGGAGAGGAUCGAGCACCUCUCCGCGUACCCCAUCAGCUACCACGCCAACGAAAAGGCGCUGAGGGAAGAGCUCAUCGCGCGAGGGAAGAGAUGGGAGGCGUACGCUGGCAUGUACUUUCAACGCUAUCAAGGUGUUGCGCUGGAGCACACUCCCUGCGGCAUGUCACGUUUCAACGUCGAUGGCCGAGUCGUGGUCGACACUAAGACCUUCCACCGGCUCAAUGCCAACCUCGCCUACAGCGUCAACCCUUUCAAAGAUGCUUCCGAAAAGCGAGCCAAGCGCCGCCGUAUUCAAUCCUUCGAUGAUGAGGAAGACGAAGAGAACGGAGGCGAAACCCUCGACCUGGUCCCGGACACCCGUCUCGACCUCGAUCCGCUAUCAGACGCCCGCCUCCUCCUAUCCAACGCCACAGUCCGCGGCUUCUCCUUCACCGAGAAACGCUGGUUCGAAUUCUUCGUCGACAAACUCCUCCCCGCCGGCUGGAACCCCAACUGCUUCGACCAAGUCGUGCUCCCCCAAACCCAAAAAGACCUCGUGCAAGCCCUCGUGGCCAACCACAUCCAGCAGCGCAACCACAGCUUCGACGACAUCGUCAAGGGCAAAGGCAAAGGCCUCAUCCUCGUCCUGCACGGCCCUCCCGGCGUAGGCAAAACCCUCACCGCCGAGACGGUCGCGGAGUUCUGCAAACGGCCCUUGUAUAUGGUCUCCUCCGGCGACCUGGGCACAGAGAGCUCAACACUCGACGAGCGGUUGACAAGGAUCUUGGACAUGGCAUCCACCUGGCGCGCCGUCCUCCUCAUCGACGAAGCAGACGUCUUCCUCGAACGCCGCUCCCUGCACGACAUGGAACGCAACUCGCUCGUCUCCAUCUCCCUCCGCGUGCUAGAAUACUACUCGGGGAUCCUCUUCCUCACCUCCAACCGCGUGUCCUGCUUCGACGACGCGAUGAAAUCCCGCAUCCACGUACCCCUCAAGUAUAGCGACCUCACGCCGGAGUCGCGCAAGACGAUCUGGAGGAAUUUCUUGCAGAGGGAGCGCGUGCAGGUGGAUGAGGAGGGGUAUGAGCGGCUGGCGCAGGCGGGGAUUAAUGGGCGGCAGAUUAAGAAUGUUAUUCGUACGGCGGGGAGUUUGGCGCAGUGGAGGGGGGUGAGUGUGGAUUGUGGGUUGUUGGAGCAGGUUAUAAGGAUUCAGGUCGAGUUUGAGGAGGAGUUGGAAGGCAAGGCUGGAAUGGUGAAUGGAUUGGAUGGGAAGGGUGAGGGGAAGGGGGUGAAUGGGGUUGUUGUUAAUGGGCAUUGA